This is a messenger RNA of Marasmius oreades (fairy-ring Marasmius), 1236 nucleotides long. RefSeq lists its product as uncharacterized. The transcript has 6 exons. The record is from RefSeq and is a predicted model, not a curated record. Lineage: Eukaryota; Fungi; Basidiomycota; Agaricomycetes; Agaricales; Marasmiaceae. Bases 1 to 1236 code for a protein of 411 amino acids.
AUGCUGCUUCUGACAAUCACGAUCCUUCUCGGUAACCUAUUCACCAUCACCAAUGCUUUUAGCUUCACCCAUGGCCUGCCCACUCAGUGCGAUAGCCUCAAUAUCUCUUGGACCGGAGGAACAGCGCCUUUCUACCUCCUUUUGACGCCCGUUUAUGGCACACCGCGAAAUAUAUCCAUUACUGAAUCAACCUUCAGCAAUGGAAACGGCUCAUUUUCUCUUCAACUGCCCUUUCCUCAAGAUCACAAGUUUCUCAUCACAAUGUCAGACGUUACGGGGUUUGCGUCAGGAGGUAACACGGAGGUGUUGACAGUCGGACCUUCCAAUGGAGGAAGUUGUAACACUACAGAUCCUGGCGUUGGUUUUACUUAUGAGCUCAAUAGUGCUCUCCAGCAGUGCAGAACGUUCACAUUCAGUGGUUAUCCCCAGGCGGUCCAACCAGUGACGAUGAUGGGCAUUGUACCAGGAGGGACCUCUUUCGUGUUCCAACCACCGACGAACUCAGAUAGCUAUGAUUGGGUUACCAAUGUGUACAACGGUACCUCCAUGAUCUUUCUGAUGGUCGAUUCGAAAGGUCGUCAAGGCGGGAGUUCUGACAUAAGGACUGUCAGUGCAUCCGACGAUGUGUCCUGCAUCAAUUCGAAUUCGCCAUCGUCUACCAUGAUCGGAAGUCCCACUUCGACCGGCACCGGCACUUCUCCCACUUCUACCCCCAGCGACAGUAAAUCAUCGACUCCCAUAGCAGCUAUAGCCGGCACCGUGAUCGGAGGAUUAAUUUUUUUAGCAGUGGCGAUUACCUUGGGACUUUUCUUCUUGAAAAGGAGGAAGGAUAGCCGACUACAUAAUCGGUGGGACGACGGGACAGACUUCAGGCGCCAUUCUGAAAGGAUUCGCACUGAUAUCGACCCUGCUGGACCGUUGUAUACCCCCACCCCCUACACCUCCAACCCCUUUUUUUCCCCUUCCGAAGUCGAGGUCAACAACCAUAUACAUGGUAGCUCGCGUUCAUACGAUGCAUUACCUCAUUCAGCGACGGAUAUCAAUCCAUUUACCGCUCAAAAUGUGGCCCCCUCCAUCAGUGCGGCACAGAAAAAAGCUUCAAUGGCUGGUUCAACCUCUUAUAAACCCUCGCGUUUCAUCGUGCAUACCGAUGCCGAGGACGUUCCCCCACAACAAGAAGAAGAAGAAACGGUGGAGUUACCUCCUGUCUACUCAGAACGAAAAUCCAAACCAUAG